AUGACGGUGGCCAUUUUGCAGCUUGGAAAAAGCAUGCGAAGAACAGCUGCCAUUUCAAGUGCCCAGCAACUGAAGGUGAUCGCGGAGGGGACUGCUGAGCUAAGGAGCGCCUGGCUGCAAGACUGGGGAUUCCUCCCUACAGCUCAGUGCACAGGGGCCCCUCAGGCCUCGCUCUCCUCAUCUACAGAAAUGGCAGCCAUAAUCUCAGAAGCCAUAAAGCAAGACAUUGCUGCUGGACUUCAGCAGCGUCCUCCUCCUGCACCAUCUCACAGUCACAGGACUUCUACACAGACUCAGGCGGCUGAGCCGGCUACCACCAAUCGCCCCAGCACUCCGUUCACCGAACCUACAGUGGAAAAGGAGAUUAUUCCUUCUCCUAAAAUCUUCAUGAAUGUCAUCCAAAAGCAGUGGGACUCCCCUGGCACAGGUCCACAACCGACCAACCUAGACAAACGCCUCUACAACAUCGCUCCGGAACUCACCAAAUUUCUCGAGACUCCUCCAUUGGACGCGCUGGUUGCAGCCUUGUCUUCACCUACAGUGAUCUCUGGAGCCCCUGAAGAAGUCCUCAAGCCUGAGGAGAAAAGACAAGGAUCUAAUCAGGACAGAUCUAACCGAAACGCCCAGUGUUUUCCCCCAAAGAAGUCUUACCGAGGGGGAGGUCACGACAAAAGUGACUAUCUGGACUCUCUUCCAAUCGGGGGCUGCCUAGCGUUUUUCACCCACCGCAGGGAGGAGACCACAACAGACAAUUGGGUAAUCAAAACGAUCAAAUUCGGUCUUAUGCUGGAAUUCCUCUCCCCCCACCCCCCACCCCCCUCGGAACACUUUGUACCAUGUCCUGUAUCUCAGUGCCCUCGCAAGAGGCUUCUGAUGGAGCAGGCCAUUCAGCAAGUGCUGGAGAUUCGGGCCAUCCAACCGGUUCCCCCUCAACAGAAGGAUCAGGGCUUUUAUUCCCGCCUCUUUGUGGUACCAAAGGCUUCUGGGGGAUGCAGAGCAAUCCUGGAUCUAAAGUCAUUGAACCGCCACAUUGCUUACCGGCGGUUCACUCCCUAUACACCAUCCUAUACACCAUAUUAUUGUUGUAUUUCUGUGUUUUUAAUUAUUACGUGGGGACUGCNCAUGAUACUUGGAACGCUGACAGGUAGUUCGAAAGAUGUUGGAACAGGAGGCAGAACUCUUACUUUUGGUGCCCAAUUGGCCGUGCCGACCUUGGUUUGCCGACCUAGUGACACUGUCGAUCUCCCUUCCAUGGCACAUUCCACGGUCACUAAUCUCUCUACACCAGGGGUCAGUUCUCCACCCCGACCCCCAGUGGCUACAAUUAACCGCAUGGCUAUUGAGCGGCAAGCCUUAACAGCUGAUAACAUCUCUCUCAACUUCAUUGCUACUAUUCAGGCAUCACGCAAAAGUUCAACAAACCGUCCCACAGAACAUUACAGCCCAUUCGACCCGAAGUGCAGCAACUAUGGCAGCUUGGUCUACGCAGGCUACUUUGGAAGAAGUUUGCCGAACAGCCAAGUGGACGUCUCCCACGGUUUCAUACGCCACUACAAAUUAGACAAUUAUGGGGCCUACCCAACUCCACCCACACAAGGUUAUUCUCAACAAACUAGCCAGCCUUAUGGACAGCAGAGUUAUGGUGGCUAUGGGCAAUCAGCAGAUACUUCUGGAUAUGGCCAAAGUAGUUAUGGCUCAUCUUAUGGCCAGACACAGGCCUCUGGAUAUGGCACUCAGUCCACACCACAAGCUUACAGCUCAUCCACAGCAUAUGGCACUAGUCAGACUUCACAGUCAUCCUACGGACAGCAGUCAUCUUAUCCCAGCUACUCUCAGAAGCCAACCAGCACUGGAAGUUAUGGCACCAGUUCCCAAACUUCCAGUUAUGGGCAACCCCAAAGUGGAGGUUAUGGCCAACAGUCAAGCUAUGCCAGCCAGCAACAAAGCUCCUAUGGGCAGCAACCUUCCUACAACCCACCUCAGACCUAUGGCCAGCAGAGUCAAUACGGCAGCAGCAGCAGUGGAGGAGGAGGAGGUGGCGGCGGUUCUGGUGGCUAUGGCCAGGAUCAAUCCUCCAUGAGUGGAAGUGGUAGUGGAGGUGGCUAUGGCAGCCAGGAUCAAGGUGGAUAUGGGGGUCAACAGGAUCGCAACCGUGGCAGAGGCAGCGGAGGAGGAGGAGGAGGCGGAUAUGGUAGAGGUGGCUUUGAUCGGAGUGGUGGUAGAGGUGGCAACAGAGGUGGCCGUGGAGGUGGCAUGGGAAUUCUCAGCAACAGUCAAGCUGGCUGGAAUAUUGACCUCAACAGGAUUACGGACCAAGGCUCACAUCAUGAUUCUGCUAGUGAGCAGGAUAAUUCUGACAAUAACACCAUCUUUGUCCAAGGACUUGGUGAAAAUGUAACCAUUGAGUCGGUUUCAGAAUACUUUAAGCAGAUUGGUCUCAUCAAGAUGAACAAGAAAACUGGGCAGCCUAUGAUUAAUCUGUAUACAGACCGUGAGACAGGAAAACUGAAAGGAGAAGCCACAGUUUCUUUUGAUGAUCCCCCAUCUGCAAAAGCUGCCAUUGAUUGGUUUGAUGGUAUGUCGCUGAUUUGGAACAGCAUUUUUAUUGCUGGGAAUUUGUGUUUAAAGAAUGGCUUUCUUACUUCCCAUGAUGUCUACUGUAGGACAUGUGAGAACAUGAAUUUUUCAUGGCGCAAUGAAUGCAAUCAGUGCAAAGCACCCAAACCAGAUGGGCCUGGGGGACCACGUAUGGGAGGCGGAUUUGGUGAAGAACGACGGGGAGGCUUUGACAGAGGUGCUUUCCGUGGAGGUCGAGGUGGAUUUCGCAGUGGAAGAGGAGGAGACAGAGGCAACUUUGGACCAGGAAAAAUGGACUCAAGAGGGGACCACAGACAAGACCGCCGUGAGAGACCUUAUUGAGCCAAUAUAAGAUCCCGGACCAUGUCAAUUUAUAAACUCUUAUUUUGUAUGAUGUCUAACUUCAUUGCAAAUUGUGUACCCCAUGUUGAGUUUGUGUACAGACUUUAUAUGCCUGUCUUAUUUUUUUGUUGACUGUACUUGGAGUAAUCUCAAAUUACAAAAAUAUAUUUUAGUUGUGUGCUUGUAAUUGCAAGGAGGGGGUGGACAUAGAGUUGAAUAAUAAAGAUUUUUUCAAUCAAUUCUCAAAA
Molecule: messenger RNA, 3167 nt
Organism: Thamnophis sirtalis
Lineage: Eukaryota; Metazoa; Chordata; Lepidosauria; Squamata; Natricidae
Source: RefSeq, a predicted model, not a curated record